Molecule: messenger RNA, 1032 nt
Organism: Dichomitus squalens LYAD-421 SS1
Lineage: Eukaryota; Fungi; Basidiomycota; Agaricomycetes; Polyporales; Polyporaceae
Exons: 4
Coding region: 1-1032 (343 amino acids)
Source: RefSeq, a predicted model, not a curated record
AUGGCCGACCCAGGGAGAGCAACUACAAGUCAACAUCUGCAGCGCCUCAACGGCGCAAUUGAGGAAAUCGAAGAUGUGCGUACCGGAUGUGAGACAAACCUCAAGAAAACGACGCAGGCUCUGCGUUAUCUCCUAGAGGAAAACAAAGCCUUGAGGGCGGAGUUGAAGGUUGUUGUGGACAGGUUGGCCUUCGUGGAGGCAGUCAUGGACAUUGAGGAAGAGGGAGGGAACGAAGACAGGGCAGAGAGAGCGGGCAUAGGGACAGGCGAGGGCACAGGCGAGGACACAGGCGAGGGCACAGGCAAUUUGGCGUCGGAACCAGUCCUGGAUAGCAAAGCGAACGUGGUCAACUUGACAUAUCUGCGUCUGUCGGGCGUUGAGAAACUAGUCAAAAGAUACUUACCCGACUAUCCUGGUGAGGAUGAAGAGUGGCCACUCGACCCAGCAACCGGUCAGAGGUACCUAUGCUGCAAAUGGAAUGCAUCUGCAAGAGAUCGCGUCAACACGGAGGGCCUUACGGCACUCAGAGAUGCUGUUCGGGCGUCCGGUGCACUGUGCAAGAUUCUCGAUGCUCACCUUGAUGCACGGUUUGCAGCCAAGUUCGGAUACAUGGCGCGCGAGUACAGGACUUAUCGCAAGGAGCAAGCAGUCCAGGUGGGGCAGGCAGGCGAAGGUGGGGCAGAUGAUGAGGAUGCCUUCGGACCAGACCAGGGAGAGGAUGAGGACGCUGUAGAAGGGGAGACAGAGGCAGCGCGGCUGCAACGCAGUAUCCGGCGCACCCGUGCAGUUACUGUCGCUAUGCAGCGGGAGAGGAAGGCCAAGGGCACUGCAUGGGACGACCCAAGAUAUGCAGGCGCCUUCUUGGUGAACGCACAAUCAGAUUACGAAGACGAAUUCAAGGAGGGAGAUCGUCCCGCCGGCGUACCUGUGAAAAGCCUGAACCAGAGUCGACAAGUCUGCUUCAACGGUGAGAUCCAAGAGAGCCGGGGCAGGUGGCAGAGAGGCCACGACAUCGUCGACAGGGCUCGGUGA